This is a messenger RNA of Dermacentor silvarum, 1264 nucleotides long. RefSeq names its product dihydropteridine reductase (gene Dhpr). Gene Ontology annotation, cellular component: cytoplasm. Gene Ontology annotation, biological process: L-phenylalanine catabolic process; tetrahydrobiopterin biosynthetic process. Gene Ontology annotation, molecular function: 6,7-dihydropteridine reductase activity; NADPH binding; NADH binding. The coding region runs from base 300 to 1007 and encodes 235 amino acids. The record is from RefSeq and is a predicted model, not a curated record. The transcript has 5 exons. Lineage: Eukaryota; Metazoa; Arthropoda; Arachnida; Ixodida; Ixodidae.
AUCUUCAGUCAUUCCAAAGUGGCGUUUUUUUGAGCAUUCAGAUGAGUGUAUCCGCCCGAAGUGGCCCGAAGUAGCCAUUUAUUGUUACUGCGGGUGUAAUGUAACAGUGUAAUUUGCGGACAGAUAGCAGGACGCAGGACACACAGCUGGGGUCGCAACGAUCGCCGCAAUCGCCGUAAUCGCUGACCGCCGAGUCGCCGUUAGUCGCUCUAAGUGAUCCCUCGGGCUCUGAGAGUGUGUAGACACGUCCUUCCCCGUCUUGUCCUCUGAGUAAUUAGCUCGACAUUCCUCAAGAAACGAUGGCAACGGCAGGUCGAGUGGUUGUCUACGGAGGAAAAGGAGCGCUUGGAAGCGCGAUUGUCUCUUUUUUUAGGCAGAAACAGUGGUGGGUUGCGUCCGUCGAUCACUUUCCGAACGAAGAAGCUGACGCAAAUGUGGUCGUCCAAUCUUGUGACGCGUGGGCAAACCAACAUGAGCUGGUGCUCCAGGGAGUCGCCAAAGUGCUGCAGGAUGUCAAGAUCGAUGCUCUCAUUUGCGUAGCCGGCGGGUGGGCUGGUGGAAACGCAGCUUCUGCUGAUUAUGUGAAGAACUGCGAUUCUCUUUGGAAGUCCAGUGUUUGGACGUCGGUGAUUGCCUCCAGCCUUGCAUCAAAGCACUUGAAGGAUGGUGGUCUGCUUGCACUGACUGGAGCCAAGGCUGCUCUUGAACCUACACCUGGCAUGAUUGGUUACGGCAUGGCAAAGGCAGCUGUGCACCACCUUGUGCAGAGCCUCGCCGGUAACAAGAGUGGGCUGCCACAAGGGGCAACUGUAGUGGCCAUACUCCCUGUGACCCUGGACACUCCGAUGAACCGAAAAUUCAUGCCCAAGGCCGACUUUUCCUCUUGGACUCCCCUAAACUUUGUGGCUGAGUUGUUCUUCAAAUGGACCACUGGUCAGGAGAGACCAGUCAACGGAAGCCUCAUGAAGUUGGUAACUGAAGGGGGCAAAACCAACGUUUCUGCCUAAUUCAGCCAUUUGUGCCAAUAGCCCAACAAUGGCACCUGAUAUUAAUGAAAUCUCAAGCUCUCAGCUGAAGCAAGAUGUUCUCUAUGCAUUUCAAUUAUGUGAACCAUGUUCUUUGAUGUAUGCUUAUCACAUGCAGAAGAGCAGUUGUCUACUUAUGUCUGUUACUACAGCAUGUGCAAAAAAUAAAUGUUAAAGGGUUUUUUUCACUACCUAGUCUGUACCAUGUAAGUAUAAAAAAUAAAAUGCACAAAAAUGGA